AUGCGCCAAAUAUUUCUUUUUUUUGCAGGGGCACUUUUUUCUUUAUCUUGUUUUGCUUUUGCAGAUGGGUUUAUCAUUGCGAAGCGGACGGGGGUUCCGUACAACUUUUUGAUGUGGUUACCUGCAAUUAUGGUCAUCGUAGGUAUGUUUCUUUUUAGAGUCACGAAUGCAACGGUACUUGUGGACACUGAUAAUUUACUUGACGAUAAGGGAUCGCGGCGCGAAAAGGUGCUUUUCUUCAUUGGCGCAUUGUUGACAGUUGGUGGGUGUGCGGUCGCCCUCUGGAAGGCGAUCAACCCUUAUUCUAAUCUGGACGACGCAUGGCCUGGAGUUUUUCUGGUAGUCCAAAGUUUACUCCUGACUCUUUGCUCCGGGAUCCUUUUUUUUGUCCGGUUGCAGCGUGAGGAUGAUUGGGUUUGA
Messenger RNA from Trypanosoma cruzi, 420 nucleotides. RefSeq lists its product as uncharacterized. The transcript has a single exon. Bases 1 to 420 code for a protein of 139 amino acids. Lineage: Eukaryota; Euglenozoa; Kinetoplastea; Trypanosomatida; Trypanosomatidae. Gene Ontology annotation, biological process: protein targeting to vacuole; late endosome to vacuole transport via multivesicular body sorting pathway. The record is from RefSeq and is a predicted model, not a curated record.